AUGGUGAAGGACGAUGAGAAGCAAAAACAAACAAAGCGAGUACGUUUUGAGGAAAAGUCGAGAAAAAGGGGGAAUACAUUGCCUAAUGGGACGAAAACUAAAAAGCCAGCUCCUAUGAGCCUUAUACCAUCGGAUGAAGAUUCCUCUGACGAUGACGAUUCCUCCCAAGUAGAUGACUACUCCUCUCAAGUAGAUGAUGAUUUAGAUUACUACGAUCAUGAUAAUAGCGGGGGUCGUAAAUGUGAUGUGCGUUUUUUAUCAAUGUCGGGAGUUGAUGUUGGGGAGUGGGAAUUUUCUGCAAAAGCUACAGCAUCUAGGGCCAUCGGUGACCGAUGCCGUUCCGCUCGAAUAAAUCAAUCGAUCUUAAACGGAUUAUUGGAAUACAAACUUAGUGAUGAACAGGUUAAAAACAUCCGGGUGCCUUUUAUACAAUUCGCCGGUACAAGUGGACAAAUGCUGAUCGAAGAUUUGGUAGAAGAUUUUUAUCUUGUUUUUCCUGGACCUAA
This is a messenger RNA of Funneliformis geosporum, 506 nucleotides long. The record is from the annotation of a GenBank genome assembly. Lineage: Eukaryota; Fungi; Glomeromycota; Glomeromycetes; Glomerales; Glomeraceae.